AUGGGCAGGAAGUUCAGUGGGCUGGAGAUUUCCCUGAUUGUGCUCUUCUCUGUGGUGACCAUCAUCGCCUGUGUGCUCGUGGGGCUGCUGGCCACGGGAGAGCCCGGGGUGAAAUCCCCAGACUUUUACCCACAAUGUCAGAAGAUCCCAGCAGCAGAGAGAAUUGACUGCAUCCCAGAUCAGUUGGCAACAAAGAGUGCCUGCUCCCUCCGUGGCUGCUGCUGGAGCCCCGAGAGCGACACCAGCGUGCCCUGGUGCUUCUUCUCACCCAACCAUGGCUACAAAGUGCAGGGCUCCCAGAGAUCCACCCAGGCAGGCUUCGAGGCCACGUUGAACAGGCUGCCAUCCCCUUCCCUCUUCGGGAAUGACAUCCAGACCGUGCUGCUCACAGGAGAGUACCAGACAAAGAACCGCUUCCGAUUCAAGAUCACCGACCCCGGCGCGCGGCGCUUCGAGGUGCCCCACGAGCACGUGCGGCCCUUCACGGGCACCGCCGCCACCGGCCUCGCCUACAGGGUGGACCUGAAGCACAACCCCUUCGGCCUCGUGGUGACCAGGGCCAGCAAUGGAAGAGUGCUGUUUGACACGAGCAUAGGGCCCCUGCAGUACUCUGACCAGUUCCUGCAGCUCUCCAUCAAACUGCCCAGCAGCAACAUCUACGGCGUGGGCGAGCACGUGCACAAGCAGUACAGGCACGACCUCAACUGGAAAACCUGGCCCAUUUUCAGCAGGGACACUGGCCCCUCUGCUGCAAUGGAUAAUUUAUAUGGAGCCCACACUUUCUUCCUGUGUUUGGAAGACAACUCUGGAGCCUCCUUUGGUGUUUUCCUGAUGAACAGCAAUGCCAUGGAGUUUGUGGUGCAGCCUGCUCCAGCAGUGACCUACAGAACCAUUGGAGGCAUCCUGGAUUUCUACAUCUUCCUUGGGGACACUCCAGAGCAAGUAGUCCAGGAGUACCUGCAGCUCGUGGGACUGCCAACUCUGCCCUCCUACUGGAGCCUGGGGUUCCAGCUCAGCCGCUACGGCUACACCUCCCUGGACGAGGUGAAGGAAAUCGUGGAGAGGAACAGGGCCACGGGCCUGCCCUAUGAUGCUCAAGUCAUUGAUAUUGAAUAUAUGGAAAAUAGGAAAGAUUUUACUUAUGACAAGGUGAAAUUUAAAGACCUCCCUCAAUUCGCAGAUUAUUUACAUAAGUAUGGACAAAAAUAUAUCAUCAUAUUGGAUCCUGCUAUUAGCACCCAAAGUCUGGCUGAUGGAAGUCCCUAUGGAAGCUACGUCAGGGGAACAGAGAGAAAAGUCUGGGUCAAUGAGUCCGAUGGAACAACGCUGGUCGGGGCGGUGUGGCCAGGGGAAACUGUGUUCCCAGACUACACCAACCCCGAGUGCACGAGCUGGUGGGCAGAUGAGUGCAAACUCUUCUAUGACAUGGUGCCCUAUGAUGGACUGUGGAUUGAUAUGAAUGAAGUGUCCAACUUUGUUCAAGGCUCAAAAAGAGGCUGUGCACCAAAUGACUUAAACUACCCUCCUUACACUCCCAGGGUUCUGGACAAACUCAUGUAUUCCAAGACGCUUUGCCUGGAUGCAGUGCAGAACUGGGGGAAGCAAUAUGAUGUCCACAAUCUUUAUGGUUACUCCAUGGCCAUAUCCACUAGGAAAGCCAUCGAGAAGGUGUUCCCAGGAAAGAGAAGCUUCCUCAUCUCGAGGUCCACCUUUGCAGGAUCAGGAAAGUUCACGGGGCACUGGCUGGGGGACAAUUCAGCCACGUGGGACCAGCUGAGAUGGGCCAUCCCCGGAAUGCUGGAGUUCAACCUCUUCGGAAUUCCCUAUAUCGGAGCAGAUAUUUGUGGUUUCAGUGAUAACACCACAGAAGAACUUUGCAGACGCUGGAUGCAAGUGGGAGCAUUUUACCCAUUUUCCAGGAACCACAACUGUGAAGGCUUUGCUCAUCAAGACCCAGCGGUGUUUGGACACAACUCCCUGCUGGUGAACAGCUCCAAGCACUACCUGAACAUUCGCUACACGCUGCUGCCCUACCUGUACACGCUGCUCUACACAGCUCACACCCAGGGGCACACGGUGGUGAGGCCGCUGCUGCACGAGUUCUACUCUGAUGAAACCACCUGGAACAUCGACAGGCAGUUCCUGUGGGGCCCUGGGCUGCUGAUUUCCCCCGUUCUCGAGCCGGGUGUGGAGACCACUCGUGUGUACUUUCCUGAUGCAGAGUGGUACGAGUAUGACACGGGUGCACCAGUCAAUAUUAAGAAAACCUGGCACGAUUUGCACACCCCAGCAGAGAAAAUGGGGGUGCACCUGAGAGGAGGAUGCAUUUUCCCUGCUCAGAAACCAAGCAACACCACAGUGGCAAGCCGCAAGAACCCAAUGGGACUCAUAAUUGCCCUGGAUACCAACAACGAAGCCUCUGGGGAUUUGUUCUGGGAUGAUGGAGAAUCUACAGGUACAAUUGAGAAGAAAGCCUACAUUUACUAUGAGUUUAAAGUUUCCAAUAAUGUUCUACAAAUGACUGCUACACACAGCAAUUACGCUGAUCCAAACAACCUGAAAUUUGAGGAAAUCAAGAUAUUGGGAUUGCCCCAGGAAAUAGCAUCAGUGUCUGUGUCUCAGAACAACGUUGUGCAAGAUUAUGUCCCUAAUGUCACCUAUGAUCCUGCUACAAAGGUCGCUGUUAUCAAAGGACUUCAGCUUGAACUGGGAAAAUCUUACACAAUCAAAUGGACUCUAAAUGCAAAUGUCAAUGAAAGGUUUGAUUGUUAUCCCAGCCCGGAUGCAACAAGAGAAAAAUGUGAACAACGUGGCUGUACCUGGGAAGUGUCAGCAAAUCCGGACAUUCCCUCCUGCUAUUACAGCUCUGGCAAUCCUUACUCCAUUGAGAGCGUCAGUUAUUCCUCCUCUGGAAUGGUGGCCAACCUCAAACUGGACAGCUCCAAGGUCAGGGCUGGCGAGAAUGCCACUGCCCCCAUCAGCACCCUGCGCCUGGAGGUGAAAUAUCACCUCAACCACAUGCUGCAGUUCAAGAUCUAUGAUUACCAGACCCCACGCUACGAGGUCCCAGUGCCCCUGAACCUGCCCAGCUCCCCCGAGAGCUCCAGCCAGGAGCGGCUCUACGAGGUCGCGCUCCAGACCAAGCCCUUUGGGAUCCAAGUGCGCCGCAGGAGCACGGGGACAGUCAUCUGGAACUCAGCCCUGCCCACCUUCACGUUCAGUGACAUGUUCAUUCAGAUUUCCACCCGCCUGGCAUCCCAGUACAUCUACGGGUUUGGAGAGACUGAGCACCCCACCUUCCGACACAACAUGAGCUGGCACACCUGGGGAAUGUUCACCAGGGACCAGCCUCCAACUUACAAGCUGAAUUCCUAUGGUUUUCAGCCAUUUUAUAUGGCUCUUGAAGAAGAUGGCAAUGCCCAUGGGGUUCUCUUGCUUAACAGCAAUGCGAUGGAUGUGACCUUCCAGCCCACCCCUGCCCUCACCUACCGCACCAUCGGAGGGAUCCUCGACUUCUACAUGGUUCUGGGCCCGACUCCCGAGCUCGUGGUCCAGGAGUACACUCAGCUGAUUGGGCGCCCAGUCAUGCCGGCCUACUGGUCCUUGGGAUUCCAGCUGUGCCGCUACGGCUACGCCAACGACUCGGAGGUGGCCCAGGUGGUGGAGGAAAUGAAGGCGGCUCGGAUUCCCUACGAUGUCCAAUACACGGAUAUUGACUACAUGGACAGGAACCUGGACUUCACCCUUUCCCCACGUUUUGCUGGAUUACCAGCUCUGGUCAACAAAAUCAAAGCAGAAGGAAUGAGAUUCAUCAUUAUCCUGGAUCCAGGCAUUUCUGGGAAUGAAACCAAUUAUCCUCCCUUCGACAGAGGUGUGACUGAAAAUGUCUUCGUACAGUGGCCUAAUUCCCAAGAAAUUUUAUAUUCCAAGGUGUGGUCGUUUCUUCCCAAUGUCCAAAUCAACGAGUCAUUGCCUCAUGAAGAGCUAGUAGAGAAGUAUGUAUCACACUGUGCUUUCCCAGACUUCUUCCGCAAUUCCACGGUGGAGUGGUGGAAGAGGGAAAUCCGGGAGGUCCACGACAAUCCCGACCCCGCAAAAAGCCUCAAGUUUGAUGGCCUGUGGACUGACAUGAAUGAACCAGCAGCUUUUAUGAAUGGCGCCAUGGGUGGCUGUAGGAACGACCUCCUAAAUAAUCCCCCCUACAUGCCUCAUUUGGGAUACAGGUCGACAGGAUUAAUCCACAAAACUCCGUGCAUGGAAGGUCAGCACUACCUGGCAGACGGGACCCCGGUCAGGCACUUCGAUGUCCACAGCCUUUAUGGGUGGUCCCAAACCAGAGCCAGCCUGGCGGCCCUGCACGGUGCCACCAACGAGCGCGGGAUCGUCAUCACCCGCUCCACGUACCCCAGCAGCGGGAGAUGGGCCGGGCACUGGCUGGGGGACAACACGGCAGCCUGGGACCAGCUGCACAAAUCUAUCAUUGGCAUGAUGGAGUUCAGUCUCUUUGGAAUAUCUUAUACGGGAGCUGAUAUCUGUGGCUUCUUCAGAGACGCAGAGUAUGAGAUGUGUGCCCGCUGGAUGCAGCUGGGUGCAUUUUACCCCUACUCCAGGAACCACAACGAGAAAGGAACAAAGAGGCAAGAUCCUGCUGCCUGGGAUGCCAAAUUCCACGAGAUUUCCAGGAAUGUGCUGAACAUAAGAUACACCCUGUUACCUUAUCUCUACACCUUAAUGUACGAUGCCCACGCCCACGGCAGCACCGUGAUCCGCCCCGUUCUCCACGAGUUUGUGCAGGACAGGAACACGUGGGACAUCGACGAGCAGUUCCUCUGGGGCCCAGCCCUGCUCAUCAGCCCUGUGAUGAAACCCAAUGAUCGGAGUGUGAUCGCUUAUUUCCCCGAUGCCCGCUGGUAUGAUUACCACACAGACACAGAAACUGGCUUCAGGGGACAAUUCCAAAAUUUAUCUGCUCCUUUGGAGCACAUCAACCUGCACAUCCGAGGUGGCUACAUCCUGCCUUGGCAAAGACCUGCUAACACAACAGCUUUCAGCCGCAAGAACCCGCUGGGGCUGACGGUGGCCCUGGAUGAGGAGCUCUUUGCUGAGGGACAGCUCUACUGGGACGACGGCGUCCGCAUCGAUGCAUAUGAAGAUGGUGUUUACCUGCUGACAUCAUUUAUUGCUAAUCAGACUGUUCUGGACAUCAGAGUUACACACUGGAAUUACACUGACCCCAACAACCUCAUGUUCACUGACAUCAAAGUGCUGGGGGUGCCCAGCGCUGUCACUGGGGUGACAGUGGCCCAGAACGGGGGGACAAUCCCAUCCAGCCACGACUUCACCUACGACAACAGCAAGAAGCUCCUGACAAUCACCAGGCUGCAGCUGAAGCUGGGCCAGAGCUACACCCUGCAAUGGAGCUAAAAGGGAAAACGACCUCGGCCACACCACCGCCUUUGCUCCUGCUUUUAAAACCAUUUUUCAAUUUUCACAGUGCUUUUUUCUCAUCUUGGAACACUUUUAGCCAGGUAUUUUGUGUCCAAAGCAGUCACGUGCCAGCAGUGGCACUUGAGGAGAAGCUCAUCUUUCAAAGUGAGAACUGAAGGGGAAAACUUUUCGUUUUUCAGACUAGAAUUCCUGACUUUGUAUCUGAUAAAUGUUGUACAAAAGAUGCAGUUGAAGUGGAUUUGAAGCCAUAAUUUUUUCCUAUAUUUAACUUCCACCUUAAUUUUAAUUGCACCCAUGCAAGUGAUUAUUAUGAAGAAUUUAAGGCCAGAUAAAGUAGAAGCAAAUGUUUUCACAUGACUGAUUUAGC
Molecule: messenger RNA, 5815 nt
Organism: Prinia subflava (tawny-flanked prinia)
Lineage: Eukaryota; Metazoa; Chordata; Aves; Passeriformes; Cisticolidae
Gene: SI
Product: sucrase-isomaltase
Exons: 47
Coding region: 1-5424 (1807 amino acids)
Biological process (GO): carbohydrate metabolic process
Molecular function (GO): carbohydrate binding; alpha-1,4-glucosidase activity
Source: RefSeq, a predicted model, not a curated record